AUGAAAGCUAUCGUAGUUCACAAACCUGGAGAUUCUUCUGAGAUGAAAUACGAAGAAAUUCCUAUCCCUGAACCUGGAGAGAGAGAGGUGAGUGCUAUAGUACCGUCACGCGUAUGGAGGCGAUGGGAGGGCUGAAUAUUAAGGCGUGGAGGGAUCUUUGAUUUUGCAGGUGCACCGCGGGUGUCACUAAGGGUCCUGCAGCUUGUAAUCUCAAUCCUAUGAACCGAUCCGUUACAACCGCAUUUUCGACGAGGAAAUUCAAGCUAGCGUCCGGCCGAGUGGUGUGAGAUUGGACGUUCAGUUUUUCUUCAGUUCUAUAAAUUUUAGACCACAAAUGAGUUCAGAUUAAAAUUAGCUCAAAAAUUGUUUACUGGACUAUGCUUGUGCCGUUUCAUGGAAAACGUCGAAAACUGUCCUGCUGAGAUUGCUUUGAGGCAAGAACUAUGGGGGAGAUUACACUUGUCAGUGCCCACUUUGUGGGAGUGAGCUCCUCCUAAAAUUUUGCAGUGUCAGGUUAUUACGGUUGAUCAAGCCGAAGCCAUUUAUGUGCACGUAUGAAUAAUUAUGCAUCCUAUAAUGAACAUCAACUACAUUAAGAUAUUUGCAGGGGCAACAAUAAUUAGAUUAUAGGCUGCGCCCCGUUUCAUUACUUUUAAGUGUGCAGAGAAAAAUUGAAAGCAAUGGUGACAUAUAAAUAGGCAAAUUUUUGCAGGUGUUAUUGUUUACGUACAAGUUAUUAUAACCGAUAGAAGCUGUCUCUGUACAUAUUUGAAAGUUAGGUUCAAAAGUUGAUAGGGUUUGUUCACUUGUACUGUUUGUAGGAUUUUUAGCUCUUUGGAAUCAAUAAAUAAGAAAAUAGCAGCCAUCAAAAAGCCUAGUCCAGAGGCCCUGCCAGGGUAAAUUCCAACAAGCAACACGACCCAAAAAGUAGCGAUGGAGGGUAGAAUGAAAUAGUGACAAGAGACAACCUCCCUCAGGCAAAUUGUGCCAGUGAUGGCAAAGCCGAGAAUAAAUGACAAAGAACAGUGGUUUGGUUAAUUUAUCACCAGUCUGAAUGCCAAGAAGUAUUAUUUUCGUCUAUUUUCCUUGCGCUUCAGAGAAUGUCUCUGGUCAGUGCGCUUUAUUGGAAUCUCCUUAGUCUGGGGAAUAUUAUUGUGUUAAUUGUGAGUCCAGAUGUAACGGUGGUCGAUACACAAAAUGUUUACUGAGAAAUUGCAGACCUGCAAUGGUUUCUUCACACUGUACAAUGCAUUGCCAUCCCCCUUUUCUAAAAUUCUGACAAAGACAAAGAAUUUUUGUUCAAGUUCCUACAGCGACAUGAAGCAUUUAUAAACACCGACAUAAGGCAUUUUAAAAUUCAGACGAGCAACAUGGGAGCCCCCCCUGGCAGGGCCUCUAGUGCAAGAUUGUAGGGCAUCGUCCAGGGGGGGUACUCAACAAAGUUAUAUAUGAGGAGGCUCCCCCUUGAAGUCCAAUCCCUUACCCUUUUAUAUAAGGCAGGGAACAGUUUUUUGGCCUCCCUGUUGUGAACAGAGAAUAUGAUUUUGAUUGAGUCGAGUAUCCAACACCAGAAUUAACCAAUUUACAGAAGAGCUGCAGUAUAUCCUGUAUUUUGUCUAUGGUCUUUACAGUUAAACUACUGGAACCUGCAGGGCCACCUAAACAAAGUUGACCAAUCAGAUUGACAAAACUACAUGCAUUGGCGGUCAAUUUGGAAGCUGCCAUUGUUGACUACGCUCUUUGAUAAUUAGGGCGUAGUGGGUCCCUCUAGGCUGAACUUCAAACCUAUUGUUUCACAUUUUGAGGAGAAGGCUAUAUCCCGGUCGGUAUUUAACCAAUCUUUAUGUCAUUUGUCACCAUUAGAGAUGGUUUCACUGGUUUGUCCAAAUUUUACUUUUAGUUUAUGGGGCCUCUUUGCUAUGAAAAGCAAAACUUUGAGAAUGUUUCAUUUACAUCUUCUCAAUAAAGUUGACUCACUUUCUAUGAAUUUUUGCAAAUUAUAUAGACUGUGGGUCAGACUUAACGUGUAGGAGUCUUUCUUUGCUAUGCAGCCCUUUUCAUGAAAAUAUUUUCGUUAGGCCUUGGUGAAGAAUCAUGUCAGUGGUAUAAAUUACCUGGAUGUCUACCUUAGAGAUGGGACGUUUCCAACACCAAAGAUGCCUGCUGUUGCUGGCGUGGAAGGAGCAGGGGUUGUGGAAAAGCUGGGACCUGGUUCUGUAGGUGUGGCCCCUGGGGAUCAUGUGGCAUACUUCCAUGUUGGAUCAGGUAACAAUAUUGAACUUAAGUUUUCUUCUAUUAUAAAGUUUCUAGACUUACCGGUAAUUGGCAACAAAUUAAGUAGUUGAGACACUUUGCCUUUAAGGGCCUCUUUGACGUUUUGCCAACUUACAAAAAAGGAGAAUAAAGCUUUCCUUCCCCCACCCCCCUCCAAGCAAUCUUGUGCCACUGUUUGAGCUCCCUGUGGAAACAGCAAACACUGCAAUUUUGAUUAGAGGAGGGGGGGGGAGGUGUGGAUUGUGUGUUCUCUGAAGUUACCCUAUUUGAGUACAGAUAUAUCUCAACAAUUUUUUUUGCUGAAAAUGUAGGAAUUGUUUUAAAAUAGGCUUUGAUCUGUACUCUUUGGAGGAUAUACAAUUAAACACAAGAAAAUUAUUAGUGUUCCAUCUGAGUCUAAACACAGAUAAAAAAUAACGAAAAAAAAAAAAAGAGCAUUUGAGCUCCCCUCUCUGGCCAAGUGAAUUCCAUUUCUACUUGCCUGUCCCUUAAUUAUAAUUGGCAUAAAAUGUAAAAUAGCUAAUAACUGGCUAAUGUGAGAGUUGACCAUUAGAGUUUUUAAGGAAGAGUUUGCUAGGCAACCUACUGUAUUACUCAAAGUCAAUGUGAAAGUUUUGUGGACAGUUAAUUCUAUUGAAUUGUGUAUUUUUUUCUUGUAAACUCAGCAAGCUGCUCAGCGACCUUCUCUCAGUCUGCUAAAUCCUAUAUCUUUGAAAUUCUUUGAAAUGGCAGGUAGCUAUGCAGAAUACAGUGUUGUUCCUGUGGAAAAACUUGUCAAAGUUCCAUCCAACAUCUCUUUUGAGCAAUCAGCAACAUCCAUGAUUCAGGGACUGACUGCGCAUUAUCUUGUCCAUACCUGCUACCCAGUGGGGCCUGGAACCAAGGUCUUGGUGCAUGCAGCUGCUGGGGGGACUGGGUCUCUGAUCUGUCAGGUGGCUAAGAAUGCAGGUAAUGAUAACAGGAAAAUUAUUGAGCAAAGUUAAGUGAAUGUGACCUGCAAGGGUGCGUGAUGAUUUAGAGGAGAAGGUUGUACAAGGGUCCAGCUUUGAUUAUCGUACUGAAGCUGAAGAAUUAAGCAAACCAAGAAAUUAAUGCAGGUAUCAAUGUUUGGACGGAGAGAGGUGUGGCAUGUUAUGGUCAAAUUCGGGACUUGACUGACAGCCGACUCACCUUUAAGUUUCGAAAGACUCCAGUCCAUGUUCUUGGACUUCCUCACCCAGCAGUUCUAAAGGUGCAUUCUCAAAAUAUCUGGGAUGAACCUGUGGUAUUUUCAUUCAAAUCAAACCUCUUUGGAACUACAGCAAUUAACACAAAUUGUUCAGCUGCCAGACACCGUGGCUCUUGAACCUUACGUCAAAGUUUUUCAGUAUAAAGUUCUCAAUGGUAUCCUCUAUACCAAUCCAAGUUGUACCAAAUAGGCUACAUUUCAAGCGAUCUCUGUUCCUUUUUUCCGCGGGCAUCAGAGUCGCUUUAUCAUCUUUUUUAUUUUUGUCCAUUUUCAAAGACUUUUUAGUCCGAUUUUGAAUCUUUUUGGCACCUACUCACAAAUGAAAAAAUAUAAUUAUCACUGCAAGACAUUAUAGUAGGGGUAGUGACUACAAAAUGCCCUUCUCGUCAUCUACUUAAUUGUAUGCUUCCUUAUUGGUAAAGUUUAUCUGUGGGUCUGUAGAGCAAACAAGACACCGCCAAAGAUACAUGGUUUAAAAAAAAUGAUUGUGGCAAAAUAUGAAACUGAACGAGUUAUUAUCGUUGACAGUGAAACUACUAGCUUCUUUACAAGAAAAUGGUUUAUAUCUCUUGAGAAUUUUGUUUGAAUUUUGUCUUUUCUUCUUCCUCUGAUUGCCUGUUUAAAUUAAUUGUAAUUCCUAUUUGUCAUGGCGUUAUUUGUUAAUAACCGCUUCAGUAGUUUAGGUGUGACUAGUACUUAGAUGUAAUAUAGUUUCAUUGUCGUCUUAGUGAUCUUAGUAUAGUUAUUUUUUUUUCUCUUGUUAGUGUUUUGUUGUUGUUGUUGUUGUUAGCUAUUGGAGUUGUAAAUUAGUUAUUAGUCAUUUUAGUUUAUUUUAUUAUCUCCUGUAUAUUUUGUGUGGUUAGUAAGUCAUUAAAAAAAUUGCAGUUUUAGUGAAUUUCUUUCUUUGGCCACCAUAAAGGGUUGAGAGGUUAAAGUGUCCCGAUUAAUGGAAAGCUAUUAUCCUUUGCCGUUGCUUUCAGGAGCCUAUGUGAUUGGCACAACCAGCACCGAGGAGAAAGCGGCAAAAGCAAAGGCUUGUGGUGCAGAUGAGGUCAUUCUGUAUUCCAAAAAAGACUUUGUUCAAGAAGUCAACAGCUUGACUCACGGGGGUGGUGUCAAUGUCGUUUAUGAUGGAGUUGGAAAGGCAACCUUUGACAAAGGUAAGUACGAUACACUCUUUUUUUUAUAUAAGAAUAUAUUUUAUAAGAAUAUCGAGGCUGAAAUUUGCGAAAUCUUAAGAAUACUUUAAGAAUAAACUCCAGGCUGAGAUUUUGAAAAGGAUAUAAUUUCGUGUGGUGAAAAUCUGUAAAUACAAUACAAAUAUACCUUUUCAAUUUAUUCCUUUCUUUAAACGGCAAAACUAGCUAACUAUAUUUAACAAACCUAUAAUUGAUACCUUAAUAUAUUCUAAUUCGGAAAUGUCAUAAGCAAUUAUUAAGAAUAAUACAAGAAUAUUUACAGCCUAAAAUCGGCGGAAAAAUAAGAAUAUUCAGCCUGGCCCUGGAAAACAACAUUCUUAUAUAAAAAAAAGAGUGUAGGACACUAUAUGGAUAAAAAGAAACGAAGCUAUGGCUAUAAGGCCAUUCAGGGUUUUUGUUGAGGUCGACAGACCAGUCAUAAACGUCCGGCUGACUCUUAAUAUUGUAUCCAUUUCAGCCAUCUGGUUACCAAACACAUCCCUGAAUUCAGUGAAAAAAACGCUGUCAACGCUCGGUGAGGUCCCGUAUAAAAAUGCUGGGGGUACGCAUCGGAAAAUUAAAGACAAGAAAAACAACAGAAAACUGAAAACUUUUUCGGACUCUUAGUUAGACAGGACGGGAGGAAAAAGGGAACAAGAAAAUAAAGAGAGUAAGAGAGACAGAGGGAGGUUGGAAGAGAGGUCCCAGAAUCUUCGUUUUGUGGGCAUGGCUUGAAUUCAUUUUCACCCCCAAUUUUAGAUCAACUUAAUUGGCAUUAAUAGUUUUCAAUAGCGGUAAACAUGGCUCUUUUGCAUGACAAAUUGCCCUCGUAUUUUUCGCCUAAAUAACCAAAAUACCCCUUAAACGUACUGUGACAAAGAGAGCUUCUUUUGUUUCAAAUCUCACCGUUCUUUAAUAUUCCAUGUCGUUCCUUCAAUUUGUCAAAUGUUGGUGAGUGUUUCUGGAGUUGAAGCCUAAAGGAAUGUAUCUAAGUUCAGAAAAAGAAAAAGAAAACGGAUUUCUUGUGUUCAGGUCCACCAAACGUGAAGCUAGGACUGGUUUGACGUCCUAGUCAUGCAAAGCAAUGAACAGAAAGGCUUGCAAAAUUGGCGUGUGGUUAUCGCCGUCGUUGUUGCUUUGAAAGCACCCUCACAACGGUACGACAAACUUGUGUCAUCUUUAUAGGGAACUCCCCUCCCUGCCCGGGGAGCGAAUACCGACGGAACUCUCGCUUGCCAGUCCGGUCAUCAAGGGUGCCUGGUAAAAAAAAUAUUUGUGACAAUGAAGAAUCACAGUGGGUCCAUUCAAAAGAAAUAUCUUUGACAGCACUUUCUUAUGGUACUAUUUAUUUUUCAGCAUGAGGACACUACUAGAAAAUUUGUAUCUCUGCGACAAAUCGCACUGAAAUUAAUUGAUGCUACAAAAACUGCACAAAAGAUGGCAAUUGUAAACGGGCCUUAGAAUUUUAUAUAUUUUCCUUUAGGUUUCAAUUGCCUGGCAACACGCGGUAUGAUGGUCCUUUUCGGUGGUGCUUCUGGUUACCCAGAAUCUCUCGACCUCAGUCUUCUUUCGAGCGGUUCACGCAGCCUUGUCCAUCCCAAGCUUUUCGACUACGUAUCAACCCCCGAGGAACUCAAGACAAGAGCUGAUGACGUGUUUAAAUGGAUCACCGAAGGAAAGAUUAAAGUGGGAGAUUUUACUGUCCUUCCUCUUUCAGAAGCUCGCAAAGCUCAUGAUAUGCUAGAGGGCAAGAAAACAACUGGAAAAGUCUUACUCAAACCUUGA
This is a messenger RNA of Porites evermanni, 6465 nucleotides long. NCBI's taxonomy places the organism in Eukaryota, Metazoa, Cnidaria, Anthozoa, Scleractinia, Poritidae. The record is from the annotation of a GenBank genome assembly.